This is a messenger RNA of Galendromus occidentalis (western predatory mite), 1599 nucleotides long. RefSeq names its product decapping mRNA 1. Gene Ontology annotation, cellular component: P-body. Gene Ontology annotation, molecular function: mRNA binding; enzyme activator activity. The record is from RefSeq and is a predicted model, not a curated record. The transcript has 2 exons. The coding region runs from base 1 to 1446 and encodes 481 amino acids. Gene Ontology annotation, biological process: positive regulation of catalytic activity; deadenylation-independent decapping of nuclear-transcribed mRNA; deadenylation-dependent decapping of nuclear-transcribed mRNA. NCBI's taxonomy places the organism in Eukaryota, Metazoa, Arthropoda, Arachnida, Mesostigmata, Phytoseiidae.
AUGCCCAGCGAAAAGGAAUCGAAAAUGAAUUUGUCCGCCCUCAAGCAAGUCGACCCAGAAAUCAACGAGAUCGUUGACUCGGCCGCGCAGGUAGCUCUAUAUCAGUAUUCGACACAAACAGGACAGUGGGCAAAAACUGAGGUCGAGGGCGCGCUGUAUGUAUACGCACAUCGGAACGCUCAUCAGCGAGGUUUGAUUAUACUGAACCGGAAUUCCCCCAAGAACUAUAAAGAGCCAAUCAGGGCCGACAUCGAGUUCAAAAUCAAGACACCGUUCUUGAUCUACAAGACGACAGCCGGUCAGAUAUUCGGGGCCUGGUUCUACGUCGAAGAGGAAUGCACCCGUAUCGGCAAUCUCUGUUGUCGGCUAGUGUCGUACCUCAAGAAGCGUGGCAAGAACGAGAGCACGAGUGGAUCGCAACAACAAGCCGAUAAGAACCAGCGACAGGGUAUUUCAAUACUUCAGAAUCUGCUUCCUCCGAGCGCUCUGCCCAAGGGUGACGCUCAAAGCGGUGCGAACAUAAUGAGUCUUCUAAAGAAAGCCGAGGGCGGAUCCGCUCAACAAGUAAACGGAGCUGGUGGCAACCAGUGCAACAACAACAGCAGCAGUAACCACCACAACGGUAACACGAAUCACCAGCAUCAGAACGGCAAGGCCAAGAAGCAACCUCUGACCCCGAACAAUAACAACAGCCACAACGAGGGUGGCAGACAACAGGAGAAUGGACACCAUAGAAAGGCAACAGGUGAAUCCACGCCAGGAGUACCCGUCGUCCACAAGCCAGUGCCUACGAAAUCCCUCCCGUCUUCGGUGGAGCAGCUGUUCAAAUCCGCUGCGAGUCCGCACCAACAGCAAAAUAAAAAGCAGCAGCAUCACCAGCAACAGGGUUCGUCAUCGACGACGGCAGCGGCGGCGGCGAAUCAGCCACAGAAGCAAAUCUAUAAAUCGGUGCCGGAAUCGUCCACCCCGAAAACUCCUCGCGGAGCUCAGGACGGUGGAGGCGGCGGCGAUCUGGAACGUCUUUUGGGUGACCUCACACGAUCCUCUCUCGAAAGCCCGCCGCCGAGUGUGGCUUUGGUGGAGACUAAAGUUGAGGUUCUCACACCCCUGAAUCCUUGUAUGGCGUCUAUUCUCAGCAAACUCAACGAAUCGGCUCAGAAGGUCCAACGGGAAGCCGAAAUGGCUCGAAAUAGCCCAACGACGGAAGAAGCGCUCCUACGGGCGUUCAAGGCUCCUAUACAGAGUAAUGGACUCGAGAAGAAGUUGACUCUAAUUACGCCGGAAAUGCUGGAAGAGUCCCUUUCCCAGGGACCCUCAACUCCGCCGCAGACGUUGUCUCGUUUCGAACUCAAAUCGGCGCUCCUGCAUCUGUUAGACACGGAUGACGAGUUCUUGACGAAAAUACACAACGCAUACGUGCAGGGCGUGAGUCGGCGUAAGUUUUGAGGUGACAUCGGAAAACAGGAGCCCCGACGGUUCGAAGAUACGAAGCGGAACGAUUAGUGAGAUCGUGAUCGAUUACGAUGGCGAUGAUUAUUUCGAUAAUGAUGAUGAUGAUGACGUCGGAUCGAUCGUCAUUAGCGAAGAAUCAAAGGAGAU